AUGGCAAAAAAGAGAAAAGCUGAAAAAAGUAUCUGUCAGACAGAAUUAAAUGAAAUUGACAGGGAAUUAUUUGGUGAAGAAGAAUUGGAAAUAUUAAAAAGAAAAAAUGAUUCUAGUAGUGAAGAACAUAUAAAGAAAGAAGACUUUCUUAACGAUGAAUUUUUAAGUAUUAAUGAAAAUGAUUUCAUUAAAUUUGAUGAUAGCAAUGAUUCUGAUUUCACAAAAAAAAACUCAUCAAAUAAAAGUUCAGAUAGCGAUGUACAAAUUAUUGAAAAUGAAAAUAAAGAGAAAAAAAAAGAAAGAUUACUAAAUAAAAGUCGUAGUAAAAAGAAAAAGAAAUCAAAAAGAAAAAAUGAUAUUGAUGAUGAUGAAGAGGAUUCUUGCAAAAUAUCUGUACAACAAAUAAAAGACUUUGAAGAAUUAAGAAACAAAAAUAUACAAAAAAAAAUUGAAAAAAAUAAACUAAUUACAUUUAUGUUAUGCUGGAUUGGUCAUAUAUCAUUUUUAAAUAAUAUUUGUAACAAUAAAUUAUUGCAAUCAUUGAUAUACUCUGUUUAUGUUAACUAUAAAAAUUUUAGUAAUAAGUUAUAUAAGGACCCUAUAUAUUUAUUUUUAUUUAUAAAAAAUUCAUUUGAUUUAAUUAUUGAUAGUAAAUAUUGGAUAAGUGGUGAUAAUGUUCUUUCUAAGAACAUAAAAGGAUCAAUCAUAUUUAGAAUAGUUAGAAGUAUUCAUAGGAAAAGAGCUAAUAACGUUAUAAUAAAUUUAAUUUUUAUUUGUUUAUGUAGAUCCUUAAAUAUUCCAAGUCGUAUAUGUAUAACCCUUCCAAAUUUAAAAAAUGAAAUUGAUAUAGAUCAUGAGAAUCGUUUUAUUAAAAAAUGUUACAAUAAAUAUUAUGAAGACAUAACUAAAAAUAUAUUUUUUAAUCAUUUUGUUAAUUCUAUUAAUGAACAAAGUAGCGAUAAUGAGAUAGAAGAAGAUGAUGAUGUGGUUGUUAUUGAUAAGAAAGAUUUCCUCAAGGAUAAAAAAACAAAAAAAAAUUACAAGAAUGUUAACAAUAAUGAAACAGUACAAUUUAACAUUUUCUCGGAAUGCUAUUCCACAAGUUUUAAUAAAUGGAUUUCCUUUUUUUUUUGUUAUAAUGUUUAUUAUUUUAAUUUCUUUAAUUUUUCGAAAAACGAUAAUUCGUCAUUAUAUGAAAGUAAGAUGUUUCACAUACUUCUACCAUUACCCAAAAAUCCCGAAGAAAUUAAGACUUAUAAAAAAGCAAAAACAAGUAACUCAUUAAAUAAAUUUGCAUUGUCUCUUUUUAUUAAUAAAGGGAAUAAAAGAAAAUACACUUCAGAAACAUCUAGUGAUUCUAGUCAUGAUUAUUCAUACGAAGAGAAAAUAUCAUUUGAUGAAGAAAAAAUAAGUAUUAAAAAUGAUUCUAACAUAGAUAAAGAUACACAAAAAAAUGAUUAUACUAUUUUAAAUAAUAAAGAAGGUAAUAAAACUCAAUUUUCCGAUGAAUUAUUACACAAAGAAAAGGAUAAUAUUUAUUAUUUUAAUGAAUUAGAAAAAAAUAUAAAUAAAGAUGAAAAUAAAAAAUUUAAAAUUUUAAGUGAUGAUUAUAAUGGAAAAAUGUACAUUGAAAAAAAUAAUAACUUUUUUAUAUUUGAUAAUAAAAGUAAAAAGGUACUAAGGAUUAUAUAUUUAGAGAACAAAUUAGAAAAUGAUAACGAUACAAAAUAUGAUCAUGCUAAAUCAAAAGAGGAUAAUAUUUUCUAUUUUGAAAAAGAAGAAGAAAAUAAAGAAAUAGUGAAUUCAUUAAGUAAUAUAUAUGAUUCAAAUAAUAGAAAAGGUUUCCUUAUAAAUCAAAUUAGUGCAUUAAAAGCAGCUAAUGGAAAAUUAAAAAAAAAUAAUAAUAGCAAAAAAGAUUCUAUAGAAUAUGAAGAAACCAUUUAUGAUAAAUUUGCUAAUGUAGUAAAUAGAGAUACAUUAAAUAACAAGUAUAUAAAAGUUUUUAUAAAUAGUAAUGUAUAUAAAUAUUUCUAUAAUUUAGAUCAUUAUAACUUAUAUAUUUCAAUUAAUAAAUAUGGAAUAUUAAGAGAUAUUAGCAUACGUCAUAAACUAAGAUAUAGUAAAAACAGUGCAAAUAAUACAAUAAUAAAAGGAGAUAAGUAUUGUAAUAUUAUCAGAGACAAUUUUAGGAGAAUUUCAUAUUAUAUAAAUAAAAAAAAUUAUAAUAAUUUUGAACAAGUUUUAGAUAAUUUAGAUGAUGAAUAUUUAUAUAACCUAUAUGUAACUAAUAUGAUACCUAAAGAAAAAAGUGAUUUUCUUAAAUCCAAUUAUUACAUAUUAAAAUCAAUGUUAAAAAAAAAUCAAGUAAUUUAUCCAAAUAAAGCUGUUGGUUUAUUUAAGGGAGAAAAUGUGUAUUUAAAAGAAAACUUUUAUAAUUUAAUGAGAAGAGAGUAUUUAGAAAAUAAAAAUUACUAUAUUAGUGAUAGUGAAAAACCAUUAAGUUACGACUAUGAAGAAUUUAGUAAAACAAAAAUACCAUUAUAUGCUCAGUUUCAACUAAAAAAAAGAAAUGAUAAAAAUAAAACUAAUGAUAUUUAUUUAAAUGAUAAAAAUAAUGCAUUAAGUAUAGAAGAAAAUUUUGAUUAUAUAUAUGACAAAAAGGAUAAGUUGAAUAUACUAAAAACGAAGUUACUUUCUCAUUUGAAAUCAAACAAUAUUAUUGAUUUAAAAGAAGAAGAUAUUUGUAUAUAUAAUAUUAAGUUAAAAUAUGUUUUAAAAUAUGUUAAAGGAAACAUCCCUUAUAAAAUAAUUUAUAAUAACUCUUAUUUUUUCAAUAAGUUUAGAAAAAAACAAAGUGUACCCGUAGAUGCCAAUAAAAUUAUUAUUAAAAAAAAAAAUUUUUUAACAUUUCAAAAUUUAUAUAUAUCACAAAAAAAAAUUCAAGAUGAAUUUUUGAUAAAUGAGAAAUAUAAACAAAUUAAAAACUUAUGGAAAGUUCUAUGUAAAAGUAUAUUAUAUGAACAAGCAAAUAAAGAAAUAGCUAAAGAAAGAAAAAAUGCAAAAAAUAUUUAUAAAAUGAAAAAUAUAAAUGUUGAUAUAGAUAAAUAUUUUCAAAUAUAA
Molecule: messenger RNA, 3120 nt
Organism: Plasmodium relictum
Lineage: Eukaryota; Apicomplexa; Aconoidasida; Haemosporida; Plasmodiidae
Product: conserved Plasmodium protein, unknown function
Exons: 1
Coding region: 1-3120 (1039 amino acids)
Biological process (GO): mismatch repair; nucleotide-excision repair
Cellular component (GO): XPC complex; nucleus; cytoplasm
Molecular function (GO): single-stranded DNA binding; damaged DNA binding
Source: RefSeq, a predicted model, not a curated record